Messenger RNA from Hyla sarda, 3848 nucleotides. RefSeq lists its product as uncharacterized. The coding region runs from base 1 to 3282 and encodes 1093 amino acids. The transcript is spliced from 3 exons. Gene Ontology annotation, molecular function: zinc ion binding; protein binding. The record is from RefSeq and is a predicted model, not a curated record. Lineage: Eukaryota; Metazoa; Chordata; Amphibia; Anura; Hylidae.
AUGGCAGAUCUACGAGCUGAACUACAAUGUUCCAUAUGUUUGGGAAUAUUCAAGGAUCCUGUAACCCUGAGGUGUGGACACAACUUCUGCCGGGAAUGUAUUAGUCAGGCAUUGGACACUCAGACAACCAGAGUCUUCACCUGUCCACAGUGCCGAAAAAGAUUCCCAUCCCGACCGGUCCUGAACAAGAACACCAAUCUGAGCAACAUUGCUGAGCAAUUCCACUCUGCUGGGCCGGAGGACGGUGACACCGGGGUCCUCUGUAACUUCUGUGACCUUUCCUUUCCUGCCAUUAAAACCUGUCUACAAUGUGAGACCUCCAUGUGUGAGAGACAUCUGAGGAAUCAUGACAGGUCAGUGCAACAUACGUUACUAGACCCCAUCACCUCCCUGGAGAACAGAAAAUGCCCCAUCCAUAAGAGGCUCCUGGGGUAUUACUGCACAACAGAUGAUAUCUGUCUCUGUUUGUCCUGCUCCUUGGGCAAAGAACAUCGGGAACACCAAGUAGAACCACUAAAUGAGGCCUCCGAGAAGAAGAAAGAGAGGCUGAGGAAGGUUCUGGAGACAAUGAACUCAAAGACAGAGGAGACUGAGAGAAAAGUCCGACGUCUGCAGGAGGACAUGAGAAAAGUCCAAGAAAAGGCCGAUGUGGUGACCAGGAGAGUUCAUGAUCGGUUCAGGAUGUUCAGGAGACAGCUGCUCAUCCUCGAAGAAACUCUCAUUGGAGACAUCAUGUUGAAGAAAGAACAGAGUUUACGAUCUUAUACCGAUCAGAUUCAGGAGCUGGAGAAAGAGAUGGAGGAGCUGCGGAGGAGUAAAUGUCACCACGAGGAGCUAUGUCACACGACCGAUCCAUUUACUGUCCUACAAGAACCGCCAUCUUGUGUGAGGGGCUUGUGCGAUGCCAUGGAGGGACAACUAAGUGGUGAACCAUCACACAGUGCCGGUGGUCUGGAUGUGCACCUGCUCUCAAAAACAUUACAAAUAGGACUGUGUGACAUAAUGUUAGGACUGAACACAUGGUUCUAUAUACAGAAACCUGCAGACUUAUUACUGGAUGUGAACAGCGCUGACCCUGACCUCCAGGUAUCAGACAACCUGAAGACUGUGACCCACGCGGAACCGACCAAGAAUCUAUACCAACUGAACCAGGUCAGAAGCACCAGACGCUUCUCUUCAGGAAGACAUUACUGGGAGGUGGAGGCCGGAGACUCUGGGAACUGGGGCGUCGGGGUGUGUUAUCCCAGUCCAGACAGGAGAGAGGACCAGUCAGGCCAGUCAUGGUGUCUGCGGAGGUGUGACAAUGGGCUGGUGGGGGAGCACAAUGGCCGCUCUCUCCAAUUACACAAAAGGCCGUCUUGUAAUAGUGUGAGGGUCUAUCUGGAUUACAAAGCCGGACGUUUAUCCUUUUAUGAACUGAGUGACCCUAUUAGACACCUGCACACCUUCUCUGCCACCUUCACCGAGCCCCUUCAUGCUGCUUUUAUGGUACAUAACAAUUGGCUGAGAAUCAGGAACCGGGACAUAGAGCGGCACAAGAAAGAGACACGGAAAAAAAAAAAAGGUACAUCUGAGCGUUCAGGGCAUAACCGCGGGGGAAAAAAUGCCGUAUUGGUCCAAAGCCAUCUAAUUCAGCGGAAAGUUACUGCAGAGCGAGAAUUGGGACUUUUCCCGAUAAAGAGACACUUCCUGAAUGCAGUUAUGGCAUCUGCUGACUUCAAGUACGGUCACAACUGCUCCAUCUGCCUGGGCAUCUAUACUGAUCCUGUGGCCCUGAGGUGUGGGCACAACUUCUGCCGCGGGUGCAUUGAUCGAGAGCUGGAUACCCAGCAGGAGUCUGGAGUUUACACCUGUCCUGAAUGCAGAAAACGAUUUCACGAGAGACCAACACUGCAGAGGAGCAUGAACCUGCGCCACACCGCCCAUUCUUCCUCCAUGUCCUAUGAAGACCAUGAGGCUUCGGGGAUAUUUUGCACUUACUGCAUUCAUUCUUCGGUGCCCGCUGUGAAAUCCUGCCUGUUAUGUGAAGCUUCUCUAUGUGACAGUCACUUGAAGGUCCACAGCAAGUCCCCAGAACACGUCUUAUCAGAACCCACCACUUCUUUUGGAAAGAGGAAAUGUUCCACACACAAGAAGAUCCUUGAAUAUUACUGCUCCAAGGACUCUGUGUGCAUCUGCGUAUCUUGCAUCGCUUUUGGAGAACAUAAAGGACACUUUGUGGAACCUAUCAAUGCCGCUUUUGAGAAAAAGAGAGAUCGACUGAUACAUUUUUUGGAAAAACUGACUUUAAAAAAGAGGAGGACAGAGAAACGAGUCAAGAACUUGCAAAAACGAAGGACAGACGUGCAGGAAAAGGCGGCCUGUGUUACCAGGCAAGUGAAUGUCCUGUUUCGGGAUAUUCGGGAACAGCUGGACCACCUGGAGAAGAGAGUCCUCAGCGAAAUCUCCAACUGGGAAGAGCAAGUGUCACACACAGUCUCCAGCCUGAUCCACCAGCUGGAGAUGAAGAAGGACGAGUUGUCCAGGAAGAUGUUUGACGUGGAAGAGCUGUGCCAGAUGAGCGAUCCGGUGACUGUCUUACAGGGAAGAGGAUCCAUACGAGAUGACUUUUAUGACCGUCAGGAGGGAGAUGAUGAAGACAGAGAGAGAGAAGAUAAGAAGGUCCACGAGGCCGGAGAGCUAGACGAAGGUCUUAUCUCUGCCGCCCUUCAUGCUGGUUUAGCUGAUAUUAUGAUGGGAGUCAAGAGGGGGAUUUAUGUGUCCGAGUCUUUGGAUAUUUUACUAGAUCUGAACACGGCGGGUAACUAUGUGAUUGUAUCGGGGGACCAGAAAACUGUGUCUUGGUCUGAUCUAAACCAGUGUCGUCUGGAAACUCCCGAGAGAUUUCAGUACUGUCAGGUAUUGAGUACCAGGAGCUUCUCAUCAGGAAGACAUUACUGGGAGGUGGAGACCAGUGACUCUGCAGACUGGAUGAUAGGGGUCUGCUACCCCAGUAUAGACAGGAAGGGCGUCCAGUCCUACAUCGGGAACAACAGCAAGUCAUGGGGGUUAUGUAAGUUUAACAAUGAGUAUUCGGCCAUACAUUCCAGUGAUGUUAGCCAGAUAGGUCAUUACGUGUCCUCUCAGAGCUUCAGAAUAUAUCUGGAUUAUGAAGCCGGACAGUUGUCCUUCUACGAGUUACAAGGAUCCAUAAGACACCUGCACACCUUCUCUGCCAUCUUCACCGAGCCCCUUCAUGCUGUGUUUUAUGUCUGGGGUGACUGGGUAAGAAUUAAGAGCUAGGCUAGAGAAGGUCAUGGCUCCUGGUCAUCACCAAGUAGUCCUACUGCCCCAUAUAUUAAGUGUGAGUGGUCAUAGGUUAACUAAAGCCUUACAUAGGGAAGAAUAGAUUAUUCCCAUAACAUUGUGCCGCAGUAGAUAGCCUAACAGCCAGCCAACAAGGCCUUCUAUAUCGAUAUAGGAGGGGAUGAAUCCAUUACAGUACCACCAGAUCGUAUAACAUAUGUCCAACCAGGCCUUCUAUAUCGAUAUAGGAGGGGAUGAGUUCAUUACAGUACCACCAGAUAGUAUAACAUAUGUCCAAUCAGGCCUUCUAUAUCGAUAUAGGAGGGGAUGAAUCCAUUACAGUACCACCAGAUAGUAUAACAUACUGUAUGUCCAACAAGGCCUUCUAUAUCGAUAUAGGAGGGGAUGAGUCCAUUACAGUACCACCAGAUAGUAUAACAUAUGUCCAACAAGGCAUUCUACAUCGAUAUAGGAGGGGAUGAAUCCAUUACAGUACCACCAGAUAGUAUAACAUACUGUAUGUCCAACAAGGCCUUCUAUAUCGAUAUAGGAGGGGAUGAGUC